AACACGGGAUUUUUUUCGAUCACGUUCUCGGUGUGGAAAUCAAAAAGUGCCGAAUUUGGCUGGUCCGGAACUGCUGUUAAUUGCGUUUAAUACCUUCAUCUCCGGUGUGUAAUCCCGUUAGUCUCGUCGAAAAUGCAACCGCAAAUCAUUCUUCUGAAGGAGGGAACCGACACAUCCCAGGGCAAACCACAGCUCGUUUCCAACAUCAAUGCCUGCCAGUCGAUCGUGGAUGCGGUUCGCACCACCUUGGGCCCCCGCGGCAUGGACAAACUGAUCGUGGACAACAAAGGGAAGGCCACGAUCUCCAACGAUGGGGCGACGAUCAUGAAGCUGCUCGAUAUCGUGCAUCCGGCCGCUAAGACAUUGGUCGAUAUUGCCAAGUCGCAAGAUGCCGAGGUGGGUGACGGUACCACUAGCGUGGUGCUGUUGGCCGGAGAGUUUCUGAAGCAGCUGAAGCCGUUCGUGGAGGAAGGCGUGCAUCCGCGAAUUAUCAUCAAAGCCGUUCGUAAAGCACUCACCCUGUGCAUUGCUCAGAUCAACGAAUUGGCAUUUAAGAUCGAGAAGCACGAUAGCGAGAAGCAUCGAGCAUUGUUGGAGAAGUGCGCGGCUACGGCACUCAAUUCGAAGCUUAUCCAUCAGCAGAAGGAAUUCUUCUCCAAAAUGGUGGUCGAUUCGGUAACCACAUUGGAUGCAUUGCUUCCGCUGAACAUGAUCGGCAUCAAGAAGGUGACCGGUGGAGCAUUGGAAGACUCGAUGCUCGUGGACGGUGUAGCAUUUAAGAAAACGUUUGCCUACGCUGGCUUUGAGAUGCAACCGAAAAGCUACAACGACGUGAAAAUUGCACUGCUCAACAUCGAAUUGGAGCUGAAGGCCGAGCGCGAUAACGCCGAAGUGCGCGUCGAUAAUGUAUCGGAGUAUCAGAAGGUCGUGGAUGCCGAGUGGCAGAUUUUGUACGAUAAACUGGCCAAAAUUCACGAAUCCGGUGCUCAGGUUGUGCUGUCGAAGUUGCCAAUUGGCGAUGUGGCCACACAGUACUUUGCCGAUCGCGACAUGUUCUGCGCGGGUCGGGUACCGGAAGAAGACCUCAAGCGUACGCAGAAGGCAUGCGGUGGAGCCGUUAUGACUACGGUUCAGGACAUUAGCGAUAAGGUGCUUGGAAGAUGCGACCACUUUGAGGAGCGCCAGAUUGGCAGCGAGCGGUUUAACGUGUUCCAAGGAUGCCCGAAUGCUAAGACGUGCACCAUUAUUCUGCGUGGUGGAGCUGAGCAGUUCCUUGAGGAGACGGAACGUUCGCUUCAUGACGCUAUCAUGAUCGUGCGUCGUACCAUUCGUAACGAUUCAGUAGUUGCAGGUGGAGGUGCUAUUGAAAUGGAACUCUCGAAAAUGCUUCGAAACCAUUCGCGAACUAUUGCCGGAAAAGAGCAGUUGUUGAUCGGGGCUAUGGCCAAGGCCUUGGAAGUUAUUCCGCGCCAGCUGUGCGACAACGCAGGUUUCGAUGCAACCAAUAUUCUUAAUAAGCUUCGCCAGAAACACGCGCAAGGCUGCCAGUGGUAUGGUGUCGACAUCUUGAAGGAGCAUAUUGCGGAUAACUUUGAAGCGUUCGUGUGGGAACCGUCCGUCAUCAAAAUCAAUGCACUAACGGCGGCAUGUGAGGCCACCUGUAUGAUUCUUUCGGUCGACGAGACGAUCAAGAGCCCGAAAUCGGGAGCACCGGAUGCACCGCAACCGCCGAUGGGCCGUGGCAUGGGCCGUCCUUUCUAAAAGCGACGUAUUUGUCAAUAUUUCACCCUUCGUUUGUUUAUGCCUCUCACUACCAUUCAUUUAACAACACGAUAUAACAUGUAUUGCUCGCAAAAAGGUACACAGAUGGGGAAGCAGCACGCAUUUCUUCGCGUAAUGAUAAGUUCACCCUCGUACUAACACCCAACUCAAACGCCUUUCGUCUGUAACGCUUCCAUUUCAAAGCGGAAUGAAAAUAAACGAUCAUCUUCUUUAAAAUAAUUCCAUCUAAUGCUAAGUUUACCAGGGUUUUGUGUAUUUGUAGUCAAAAUAGCAUCCAGAUUUACCGAAUUGCUUACUACAUGAGUAAAAUCGUGAUCAUUAAUCGAUAUACAACAUUUACAAAGUUGUCACUGACACUGUUUCGUUUCGGUUAAUGUCUACCGUGGAUAUGAUCUUUACUAGUGAACUGACCCACGAACAUUUCGUAGGUGCACUUGAAAUUUAAAAAAAAUCGAUGAUGAGGACAUCCGAUUAGAGUAAUCACUUGAAAGCUGCUUAUCAAUUGGAUACGAAAGCUUUGAAUGUCACAUAAAAGUUAAAUAGCGCAUUCACGUUUGGUUUUUGUCGCACACGUUUGAAUACGAUUAUAAUACGAUUUUAGACGACGAUGCCUUAAUCGAAGUCAGUCAUCAUGGAAGGGUUGUGGACAGUUGUGGUGAUUUUUCUCCAAGCAGUUGUUUGUGCGCUGAACAACUUUGAAGAAGUGAAAAUGAAUACAUCACCCCAUUAUCUAACUUCGGCAUUACAAACCCACUAUCGUAGCUCGAAACUUGCAGUGCAUUUUCGAAUCGAUAUUGAAAAUAGUUCGGCGACAAGUGACACUCAGUUAGAAUUCUUCAAUAAUCUGUUGAGAGAACAAAACCAUUGGAUAAUGGUAACAUUGCUAAGCACGUCGUCGUAUGCUAACCAAGGAGUGCAGAAUGUUCUCAUCGCUAACAAUUAUGAUACGCUUAUGCUAUUAACGCAGA
This is a messenger RNA of Anopheles darlingi, 2750 nucleotides long. It is a transcript of the gene CCT7, whose product is annotated as T-complex protein 1 subunit eta. The transcript is spliced from 4 exons. Gene Ontology annotation, molecular function: ATP-dependent protein folding chaperone; ATP binding; ATP hydrolysis activity. NCBI's taxonomy places the organism in Eukaryota, Metazoa, Arthropoda, Insecta, Diptera, Culicidae. Gene Ontology annotation, biological process: protein folding. Bases 133 to 1761 code for a protein of 542 amino acids. The record is from RefSeq and is a predicted model, not a curated record. Gene Ontology annotation, cellular component: chaperonin-containing T-complex.